Notolabrus celidotus (New Zealand spotty) is the source of this 2949-nucleotide messenger RNA. Its product is annotated as sushi domain-containing protein 2-like. The record is from RefSeq and is a predicted model, not a curated record. NCBI's taxonomy places the organism in Eukaryota, Metazoa, Chordata, Actinopteri, Labriformes, Labridae.
AUGGAAAGACUGACAAUAGUCUUAUUUGUCCUUCGUUCAUGUAGCUGUGGCACAUUUGGACAGUCAUGUCAAGAUAACUGUGGGGAAAAUUUUGCCUCAUGCUCAUGCUACCCAACGUGCGUAUCUCUGGACACCUGCUGUGCGGACUACAAAGAGUACUGUGUGGAUACCGUGCCAUACUCUGGGACGAUUCUGGGUGGGACAGACUUUAUGCUUCUUGAAGCAAGUUUUGAUAAGAGUUCGGCCAUUGUAUGCAGGUUCAACUAUAACACCAAUACUUUGGGGUACGUGGAUGAAAAUGGAAGAGGCCAUUGUAUCUCCCCACUGUUGUAUGAAACAGGAUGGGUUCCUUUGCAAGUCUCCUCCGAUAACGGCGCAACAUUUAGCAGAGUUGGAUCCUGGCUCUCAGUUCACACUGGCAAGUUAGAUUCUAAGUUUAAGGCCAUACUGGUGAACUCAACGAAGUGGCAGUACUAUGGUACACCUGGUUUCGGAGGCUCUCUGGGGAUGACGUGGACUACCUCUCUGGUCGAUGCUGAGAAUGUCAACAUAGAGCUGUGGGGUUACAGGGAGACAGGAGAGCCCUAUACAGACACUUGGCAGGGUGAAUGGGUCUAUCUGUACUCACUUGCGAAGGAUUAUCCCAACAGUGGCUCUUUUAGCUUUGUGCCCAAACCAGCAGAAAAGGAUUUUUCAACUUGGGAGCUAGGAGCUUUACGUGUCAGCUCCAGCAACCAUACCGAUGGCAUAUGGAACGUACACUCUGCAUGGACUGAGGAUCACGCUCUGGCCUGGCAUCUGGAGGAGAAAUUCAGGCUUGGCUCAGAAGUCUGGGCCCGAAAAUGUUUGGCGUGGGACAAACUGGAAACUCAGCUGCCCAACUUCCUCAGCGAGAUCAUCGACUGCCCCUGCACUCUGGCUCAGGCUCGAGCUGACACAGGGAGGUUUCAUACUGACUAUGGCUGUGAUAUCGAGAAAGGAAGUGUGUGCACUUAUCAUCCGGGGAGUGUUCACUGUGUACGGGCCAUACAAGCAAGCCCCAUGUACGGAGCAGGACAGCAGUGUUGCUAUGACAGCACCGGUGCUCAGAUCCUCACAGCUGACUCGAUUGGGGGCAGUACUCCAGACCGAGCACACGACUGGGGCUCUCCUCCAUUCAACAAACCUCCUCGAGUUCCUGGAGAGUCCCACUGGGUGUACGAUGUCCUCAGCUUCUACUACUGCUGCCUCUGGUCCGACAACUGUAACUACUACUUCAAACACCGGCCGUCCAGCGACUGCAGGCGCUACCAGUCACCCAGCCCAGCCGUGGUGUUUGGAGAUCCCCACUUCAUAACAUUUGAUGGCGUCAGCUACUCCUUCAAUGGAAAAGGAGAGUACACUUUGGUUUUCUCAGAAAAGAAUCUGACGAUCCAAGGAAGAACAGAACCUGUGAACGGAACCUCUAUAAAGGCAACCAAGCUGUCGUAUGUCGCCAUGCAAGAAUCAGACUCUGAUGUUGUUGAGGUGCGGCUGGUCGAUGGUCACAGUGGCCUCCAAGUUCUUCAGAAUCACACCCUCUCAUUUACUGAGCAGAGCUGGAUGGACCUGCAUGGUGUGUUGUGUUUCUCCUACGUCUACAAACGUGACCGUGAGAUGUUUCCUUCCGGAGCUGGGGUGGAGGUGCGACUGAGAGAGGGGACCAUGAUGACCACUGUGCUGCUGCCUGAAGAGUUCAAAGACUCUACUCUAGGGCUGUUGGGACGGAUGAAUGGUGACCCUGCUGAUGACCUCACACUUAGCAAUUGGAUGCUUGUGCAGAACAGCAGCAAUCCUGAGGAGGUGUUCACCUUUGGAGCAGGAUGGGCUGUCUUGAAUGAAUGCUUGUUCACAUAUGACUCACCCUAUCUUCUGGAGCAGUAUUUCUCUGGUCCCAAACAUGACCACAGUUUUCUUCCAGUUUUCAUCCCUGAGAGUCCAGAUGAUCCAUUAGCCGAUCAGACAUCAGAGAUCUGCACUGGAGAGGGCUCAGAAUUCUGCAGGUAUGAUAUCCUGGUAGGGUCGUAGUCCCCAAAUGGGAGAAAUGCAACCAGAGUGUCUUUCCAAAGUCACGUUUCUCUUGUACAGGACUUAAAGCAGUUAGUGUUAUAUUGUGCAGUGAUAUCCUGUGGAUGGCUGGCACCUCCGAAAACGGGAUGAAAAAUGGACCAGGUAUUUACAAGGAGCCUGGUGCAGCUCUCCUGCAAUGAGGGCGACACUCUGACAGGAUCACCAGAGCGGGGUGCUGAACACGGCCAGUGGUCUGGAGAAGAGACCACCUGCGGGAAUUCUCGUAUCGCAGGAAUUGUUGCCGGCUCAGUUAUUGGAGCUCUCGCCUUGAUUCUGAUCAUAACAUCAAUCAUACUACACUCCAAAAAGCAGAAAAGAAAAGCAGCUCGUUCAGAGGAAGCUGAGAAAAUUGAGGCCUUCUAACUACCUAUCUUAGUUUGCUGAAACACUCCACUUAACACUUUAAACUGAAUACAUGCUUGGGUGAAUGCACAAAAACAAACCUCGUAAAUCAAGGCCAGAUUCAGACUCUGAUACAUCAACUCACUCCAUUUAGAGGGCUCUGUUAAAUCAUCCACCUUACAGUUAUAAAUUGAGCUGGAUGAUUACGUCAAAAUGAGACGCAUAAAUCAAUAACUCUGAGUCUGUUCAAUAAGCUGAAACUAAUAUCACUCCUGUCAAAGGUAAAAACGUAAAGCAACCUGUAAGUGUCCAAACACUCCAUUAUUGUUUCUGACAUUAUUAAAUAUACAGAAGAAAAUAUUUUGGCUGUACUUCAGAUAACUCCUUUUGUUUUCCAGAUUAAAAUAAAUAAUUAAAUUGAACUGAGCACUGAAAAUGUAUUUCCAUUAUGUCGUGAAAAGCUUGUAUGUAUUGUUCUACAGUUGCACUCUUUUUGGAUAAUAAAGUUUUUCAAAUAGA